Glycine soja is the source of this 348-nucleotide messenger RNA. RefSeq lists its product as uncharacterized. NCBI's taxonomy places the organism in Eukaryota, Viridiplantae, Streptophyta, Magnoliopsida, Fabales, Fabaceae. The record is from RefSeq and is a predicted model, not a curated record. The transcript has a single exon. Bases 1 to 348 code for a protein of 115 amino acids.
AUGGGUCCCAAGGGUGUGGCUUUUCUCCUCUCCCUCAACCUCCUUUUCUUUUCCAUGAUUGGUAGCUUCAAUCCUUCUUUCCCUGCCCAAAAUGAUGACCCUAGCAGUCAGAUCAGGUGCCCUGAUUUGAUUGAGUGUUCCAAUGUUGGUUUGGGUGUUAGCAUAAUAAGCAAUCAGUGCUGCACCGCAGUCGCCGCUCUUCCUAUAAUUGGUGGCGCUUUUUGCUUUUGCCGCGCAGUGUCACUUGGGAUCCUUCCUCCACUAGCCACUGAAAUACUCGCGCAAAUACUUUUUAGCGCCUGUGGACGCAACAACACUAUUUUCGACUACAAUUGCCAACAAGAUUAG